Messenger RNA from Prorocentrum cordatum, 567 nucleotides. NCBI's taxonomy places the organism in Eukaryota, Dinophyceae, Prorocentrales, Prorocentraceae. The record is from the annotation of a GenBank genome assembly.
AUGUUCCGUUUGUUGCACGAGUCUCAGAACCAGAUGUUUGCCGUCUUGGCUUCAGUUCGCGAGAUGCAGAGGGAAUCGCUAGCAAAUCAAAUACGUAACGCUCUUAGUGGUAUCGAAUUCUGGAUCAAGGCACAGAAGAAGUUUCAUGACAAAAGCUCGCCCGAGGACUGGGCCACGCGGCGUAAGCAUUAUCUGGAAUCCGUACACGACAUGUGCCCACGUUUGAAACUCAGCAUAUCCAAAGUCCAAGAUUGGAUUACAGGUGAAAACACCGGUUUGGUUGGCAAACCUCUAUUGGUACACAUGGCAGCUGUCCUUCAGCAUGAAGCACCGUGCCCACAACACAUGCUGCAGUAUGCCAACGUGAUCCACGGUAUGAUUUGGCAAGCUGGCUUGGCAUAUUGCGAAUACGUGCAUCUAUCGAAGGGUAAUUUCGUCUCUUGCGACAUGUAUUGGAGCUGGGGAACUCUAAAGUUGAUUAGAGAGGCAGUUCACAGGCAGGCUUUGAAUGAUUUCGGGGGCGGAUCGGCACAGAAAGGUCAAGCACAUGCUUCAAGAGAGAGGUAG